CCCCUAGCUAUGCAAUGGACUUUAACUCAAUCAGGCUCUGAAACAGGAGAGAAAACACACAGAACUAAAGUGAUUCAGCACACGAUUUUCACAGUGACAAUUUUGACAUCGGGUUUGCAAUAAUGAGUGUCAAACCCCUUGUUGUGAAUGUGGACAAAUGGAUUGCAGAGAAUGAGACGGCUUUUUUGCCACCGGUGUGCAAUAAACUCAUGCAUUUGUCACAGCUGAACAUCAUGUUUGUUGGAGGUCCCAACAGCAGAAAGGACUACCACAUAGAGGAAGGGGAGGAGCUCUUUUACCAGGUGAAAGGGGACAUGUGUCUGAAGUUGGUUGAGAAUGGCAAACAUAAGGAUGUGCAUAUCCGCGAGGGAGAGAUGUUUCUGCUCCCAGCUCGGAUCGCCCACUCCCCCCAGAGACAGGCUAACACUGUGGGGCUGGUGGUGGAGAGAAGGAGGCUUCAGUCAGAGACCGACUGUUUAAGGUACUAUGUGGACAACACUUCAGAUACCCUUUUUGAGAGAUGGUUUUACUGUGAAAACUUGGGGACCCAGCUGGUGCCACUGAUUCAAGAGUUCUUUGCGUCGGAGCAGCACAGAACAGGCAAGCCAAACCCAUAUGAGGUCUUCAGACAGCCUCCCUUCCCCAUGAACACCAUGGAUGUGAUGACCCCCUUCCACUUUAGAGACUGGGUGGACAAACAGCAACCCUCACUGGCCAGUGGACGCCCCAUAGACAUGUUUGGGGCCCAGUUUGAGACGGAGACCCUUCUGUAUGGGCCCGGGCAGACAGAGGCUUGUGAACGAGAAACUGAUGUCUGGAUAUGGCAGCAGGAGGGAUCUUCCCAUGUGACUCUGGAUGGCCAAGAGUUCCCUCUAUCCACAGGAGACAGUCUACUCAUUCCUGGACACAGCCAGUACCAAUGGAGUCGGGCUGAGGGGAGCGUUUCCCUGUUUGUUGCUCAGAACCCAGAGAGAAAGCGUGCAUGACCUCUGAUGACCCCACUCUCUUCUGUGACACACAAGGAAAAAGGAGGGUCAGCAAAAGAGAUUGUAUGCUCUUUUGCUACAGAGAGCAUAAUUAUAACCCUGUCACAAAUUACGUUGAAGAAUAACUCUGCAAUGAACUCAAAGAUCAGAUAUGGAGAGGUAGAGUAAAACAGGGAGUAAAACUAUUUGUUAUUUUCAGAACAAAUUAUAAUAGAACAUCUUCACAAACGUAAUUUAAAUAAUGAACUUGAUUAAGUUGCAGUAUAUUUUCAUACUUUCGGAAUUAUUUUGAAACUGAAUUUAAUUGAAACUGAAUUGUACAUUUGUAACUCGUUUCAGGAAACUGGUUAUAUGUUGCGCAUCACUAAUUCACAGGAGAUCAAUUUGAAUGUAAACUUUUUUUAAUCAAAAUGCGUUUUUUUGGCAGAAAUAGCUUCUGGAACAUAUGAACUUUCAUGUGCCUUAAUAACAAACUUGUAUGCCAUCUGUAAAUUCUAACACAGCUUUUUUAAAAAUAUAUCCUGUAGUAGAACUGCAUAAGUGUUGCUCACCACUUUUUAGAGGACCGAGUUUUGAAAUCAGUGGAAUUAGAGUACGAUAGCUAAGGGGAUUAUAUCUUCAAACUAAGGGCAACCAUGACAUCCAUGACAGAGAGGGAGAAGCGUCCAUCCAUGUAAAUGGGUAAGAUAGUCUAGCUAGCUACAUUUUCAGAUAUUACACAUUUCAAAUUGUGUCAGAAAGUUGAUUUCAUUUCAAGUUAACUUCUUGCGGCGAGCCAUCCCGGAUCCGGGAUCGUGAAUACAGCCUCAAGCUCAUUACCAUAACGCAACGUUAACUAUUCAUGAAAAUCGCAAAUGAAAUUAAAUCAAUAUGCUAGCUCUCAAGCUUAGCCUUUUGUUAACAACACUGUCAUCUCAGAUUUUCAAAAAUAUGCUUCUCAACCAUAGCAAAACUAGCAUUUGUGUAACAGUAUUGAUAGCUAUUGAUAGCUAGCAUUAGCAUUUAGCGUUAGCAUUCAGCAGGCAACAUUUUCACAAAAACCAGAAAACCAUUCAAAUAAAAUAAUUUACCUUUGAAGAACCUCAGAUGUUUUCAAUGAGGAGACUCUCAGUUAGAUAGCAAAUGUUCCGUUUUUCCUGAAAGAUUAUUUGUUUAGGAGAAAUCACUCCAUUUUGUGCGUCACGUUUAGCUACUUAAAAAACCUGUAUCCAGGAUUGUGUAAAUCUAUCCGCAAGCUCAUUAGCAUAACACAACGUUAACUAUUCAUGAAAAUCGCAAAUGAAAUUAAAUCAAUAUGCUAGCUCUCAAGCUUAGCCUUUUGUUAACAACACUGUCAUCUCAGAUUUUCAAAAAUAUGCUUCUCAACCAUAGCAAAACUAGCAUUUAGCAUUUAGCGUUAGCAUUUAGCGUUAGCAUUAGCAGGGAACAUUUUCACAAAAACCAGAAAAACAUUCAAAUAAAUCAUUUACCUUUGAAGAAGUUCGGACGUUUUCAAUGAGGAGACUCUCAGUUAGAUAGCAAAUGUUCAGUUUUCCUGAAACAUUAUUUGUGCAGGAGAAAUCGGUCCGUUUUCUGCGUCAUGUUUGGCUACCAAAAAACCCCGAAAAUUCAGUUAUAAAAACGCCUAACUUUUUCCAAAAUAACUCCAUAAUAUCGACUGAAACAUGGCAAACGUUGUUUAGAAUCAAUCCUCAAGGUGUUUUUCUACAUAUCUCUUCAAAGAUAUAUCGUUCGUGGAAGUGUGCUUCUCCCUCUGAAUCGCAUGUGAAAAUGAUUGCAGCUGAGAAUUACGCACAAAUUUAGACAAAGGACACCGGGCGGACCCCUGGCAAAUGUAGUCUCUUAUGGCCAAUCUUCCAAUGAUAUGCCUACAAAUACGUCACAAUGCUGCAGACAUCUUGGACGAACGGCAGAGAGCAUAAGGUCGUUCACGGCACAUUCACAGCCAUAUAAGGAGACGAUAGAAAAACAGAGCUUCAAAAAUUCUGCUCAUUUCCUGUUUGAGGUUUCAUCUUGGUUUCGCCUGUAGCAUGAGUUCCGUGGCACUCACAGAUAAUAUCUUUGCAGUUUUGAAAACGUCAGAGUGUUUUCUUUCCAAAGCUGCCAAUUAUAUGCAUAGUCGAGCAUCUUUUCGUGACAAAAUAUUGCGCUUAAAACGGGCACGUUUUUUUAUCCAAUAAUGAAAUAGCGCCCCAAUAGCUUCAACUGGUUAAAGUGUAGUGUUAUCUAGCCUGCUAACCUUAGCUGUCUCGCUCGCUAGUUAACGUUACGUGUAUGAUAUGUGUAAUAAUAUUAUUAGUAUCUCAGAGACAUUUGCUUUGCUAGUUAUAGGCUAAAGGUAGCUAGCUAACAUUGAACCUGAUUCAUGCACGGUAGAAACGUCAUGAGUUGGUAUUAUGGUUCAUUGUUUAGCUAGAUAGCUACAUUUCUUAACAAAAUACUCCACUCUGCAAGUAAUCAUUUCAAAAUAAUGUUUGUUCCAGCUGUCACUGUGACAACUGAUGAUAGACGUAGCUGGUAAAUUCUCCCUGGCUAUCUACUCCGAUUUCAGAGCGCUCUCUUCUGAUUGUGACAGAGUGCACAAUAACUGACAAAUUUACACCUGCUGAAGAUGGCGCCGGAGGGGAUGGCUGACAUUUUUUUGCAUUGUUUUUAGCUUAUUUUGUAAAUAAGGUUGCUGCUACCGUGUCUUCUGACCGAAAAGAGCUUCUGGACAUUAGAACAGCGAUUAAUCACCUUGAACUGGAUGAAGAAUUUUUCUUUAACGAGUCAGACGAGAGGGAUUUACUCCAGACACACCGGAACAAGCCCUCUUCCCCGUCAUUCGCAGGAGAAGGAGACAGACGUAUCGCAGAAGGUGAUCGGGGUGCCUUGUGAGGGCAGGCACGAGUGGCUAAUCUGCCUUGCCGUAGGUACUAUUGGCCAACGUACAAUCACUGGACAAUAAAGUGGACGAACCACAAGCAUGUAUAUCCUACCAACGGGACAAUUAAAAACUGUAAUAUCUUAUGUUUCACCGAGUCUUGGCUGAACGACGACAUGAAUAACAUACAGCUGGCGGGUUACACAUUGUAUCGGUAAGAUUGAACAGCAGCCUCUGGUAAUACAAGGGGUGGCGGUCUAUAUAUAUUUGUAAAUUACAGCUGGUGCUACAGUUGGCGCUGGGCCAACAGCCUGGCAUGCUGGCCCUCCAUGAAGAAGAUGGCCAAGUCAUAGAUGGGGUAGGUCCAAAGGCUGGUGUGUCCUGCCAGCCUCCUGUCCUAAGUCUUCCACCAGUCACAUAAAGCGGUACAGCCCAUCUCACACAGGCAUCCGUGCAGGGCGUAAACAUAGAGGCGGGAUUGAGGGGACAGGGGAUGAUGGGUUAACUCUCAUCAGCCUCUGUCACAAGAGGACAAGAUUAACACUCGUCGCACACCAUCAAAAAUGUUAUCACCUGUCCAGACCAUUCAAAGGACAGUACAGUCAAUGAUGUGUGAUAAGUGCACAGAGUCAACUCAAAUCAGGAACACCUUCCAUGAUGCCAUCUAUCCGAGAACAACAGCAAAGGACCAUGUGAAGAUGCUGGAGGAAACAGGUACAAAAGUAUCUAUAUCCACAGUAAAACGAGUCCUAUAUCGACAUAACCAGCAAGGCCACUCAGCAAGGAAGAAGCCACUGCUCCAAAACCGCCAUAAAAAAAGCCAGACUACGGUUUGCAACUGCACAUGGGGACAAAGAUUGUACUUUUUGGAGAAAUGUCCUCCAGUCUGAUGAAACAAAAUUAGAACUGUUUGGUCAUAAUGACCAUCAUUAUGUUUGGAGGAGAAAGGGGAGGCUUGCAAGCCGGAAAUCAACAUCCCAACCGUGAAGAAUGGGGUUGGCAGCAUCAUGUUGUGUAGGUGCUUUGCUGCAGGAGGGACUGGUGCACUUCACAAAAUAGAUGGCAUCAUGAGAGAGGAAAAUGAUGUGUAUAUAUUGAAGCAACAUUUCAAGACAUCAGUCAGGAAGUUAAAGAUUCGUCCCAAAUGGGUCUUCCAAAUGGACAAUGACCCAAAGCAUACUUCCAAAGUCGUGGCAAAAUGGCUUAAGGACAACAAAGUCAAGGUAUUGGAGUGGCCAUCACAAGGCCCUGAACACAAUCCUAUAGAAAAUUUGUGGGCAGAACUGAACAAGCGUGUGUGAGCAAGGAGGCCUACAAACCUGACUCAGUUACACCAGCUCUGUCAGGAGGAAUGGGCCAACAUUCUCUAAACUUAUUGUGGGAAGCUUGUGGAAGGCUACCCGAAACAUUUGACCCAAGUUAAACAAUUUAAAGGCAAUGCUACCAAAUACUAAUUGAGUGUAUGCAAACUUCUGACCCACUGGGAAUGUGAUGAAAAAAAUAAAAGCUGAAAUAAAUAAUUCUCUCUACUGUUAUUCUGACAUUUCACAUUCUUAAAAUAAAGUGGUGAUCCUAACUGACCUAAGACAGGAAAUGUUUACUAGGAUUAAAUGUCAGGAAUUGUGAAAAACUGAGUUUAAAUGUAUUUGGCUGAGGUGUACGUAAACUUCCGACUUCAACUGUAUGUCUCUCUAUUAUGCGAAUAUUUGUGAACUGAUUUCCAAAAUUAAAAUAAAUUGUGUCUGA
Messenger RNA from Oncorhynchus nerka (sockeye salmon), 5595 nucleotides. RefSeq names its product 3-hydroxyanthranilate 3,4-dioxygenase. Gene Ontology annotation, cellular component: cytoplasm. The transcript is spliced from 10 exons. The record is from RefSeq and is a predicted model, not a curated record. NCBI's taxonomy places the organism in Eukaryota, Metazoa, Chordata, Actinopteri, Salmoniformes, Salmonidae. Gene Ontology annotation, molecular function: iron ion binding; 3-hydroxyanthranilate 3,4-dioxygenase activity. The coding region runs from base 123 to 986 and encodes 287 amino acids. Gene Ontology annotation, biological process: quinolinate metabolic process; 'de novo' NAD+ biosynthetic process from L-tryptophan.